AACUGCUUGUUUCUCUUCCUUCUUGUUCUUCUUCUCAUCCCUUCGAACCCCAUCAUCUCACACUCCGAGGUUCUCCCUGAAUUCAUGGGCUAGCUAUCAGCUAUCCUUUAGGAAGCAUUUUAGAGGUCUUGCUGGGACGUGGAGCUUUCACGUGAGCAAGAUAUUAAAGAGUCAAGAGUUCACUGAGGAGUGCUCGGUUCACGUGGUCAGAGAGGGUGAAACAUUGUCUUCAAUAUCAAAGCAGUAUGGGAUACCUAUCCACCCGAUUGUGACGUUGAACAAAAGUAUUGUAGACCAUGAACUAGUUUAUGAAGGGCAGGUCUUAAAGAUUCCUCUAUCCAAGAGAUAUGCUGAAAAGACGGAGAAGAAGAAAUUACUCAAAAAGUUUGAUAUACCACAAAAGCACAGGAACGCAUCAAAGAUGCUGGAUGCCUUCUCACGGCAAAAGAGUUUCACUGUGUUGAUAUCCCAUCAAUUACCAUAUGCUAAAACCACUGGUUAUUUUCUAGUUCUGGUCCCUCUUAUAGCGUUUUGCAUCAGAUGCAUAACUAGUGUCCUCUGCACUAGAGUUGCUGGUUAUUUGAGGAGGGAAGAUAAUAUAGAGCCAAAGCAACACCAUCAGGUCCCUAAAAGUAAGAGAUGGAAAUCUGCCCUACUUGAUGCCAAAGAGCUAGACGUUUCAGAUCCUGAGUCUAAAUCAGACAUUGGUACUUUUGUGCAGUGUCCAUCAGAGGAUCAAGCUCAGAGUUCUUCUGGGGAUACUUUCCAGGCAUAUGGAAAACUUGAAGAGGACUAUCAGAAAUUCCUGUCAGAAUGUGGGAUAAGUAAUUCAGGGUACUGGCGAGGAGGUUUGGAUGAACGAAGCACUGGAAUUCAAUAAGGGCUUGCCAAUUGUUAAUGACUAUAUGUGUGGAUGUGUGCGUGCAACUUCCAUCGUACAUUAUAGUGUUAACGUAUUCAUCCUUCAUAUCUGGAUGUUCAUGCACUUGCAAUCUUUCCAUAUCAUUUACCUCUGUCCUGGUUACAGACACAAUUUGAUAUGCUAGCAUUUGUUGCACCGUCUUCUAUUA
This is a messenger RNA of Eucalyptus grandis, 1070 nucleotides long. RefSeq lists its product as hypothetical. The transcript has 7 exons. Lineage: Eukaryota; Viridiplantae; Streptophyta; Magnoliopsida; Myrtales; Myrtaceae. Bases 422 to 880 code for a protein of 152 amino acids. The record is from RefSeq and is a predicted model, not a curated record.